Candoia aspera is the source of this 2116-nucleotide messenger RNA. It is a transcript of the gene HMGB3, whose product is annotated as high mobility group box 3. Gene Ontology annotation, biological process: regulation of transcription by RNA polymerase II. The record is from RefSeq and is a predicted model, not a curated record. Gene Ontology annotation, cellular component: nucleus. Gene Ontology annotation, molecular function: DNA binding, bending. The coding region runs from base 124 to 741 and encodes 205 amino acids. Lineage: Eukaryota; Metazoa; Chordata; Lepidosauria; Squamata; Candoiidae. The transcript is spliced from 5 exons.
CGCGAGGCUGACCACCAGCUAGUAGCGCUGAGGCUGAGCGCGUCGUGUGUGCGCCUCGCUUUCUUCCUUCCCUUAUUGCCUAGGUUAAAGCGAACAAUACAGGUAGAGUUUUUUUAAACAAAAAUGGCGAAAGGGGACCCCAAGAAGCCGAAGGGAAAGAUGUCUGCUUAUGCGUUCUUUGUGCAGACCUGCCGUGAAGAGCAUAAGAAGAAAAAUCCGGAAGUUCCCGUCAACUUUGCAGAAUUUUCGAAGAAAUGUUCGGAGAGGUGGAAGACCAUGUCAAGCAAAGAGAAGGGGAAAUUUGAUGAGAUGGCGAAAGCUGACAAAGUACGGUAUGAUAGAGAAAUGAAGGAUUACGGGCCAGCGAAGGGUGGGAAGAAGAAGAAGGACCCAAAUGCUCCAAAACGGCCCCCGUCUGGAUUUUUCCUCUUCUGUUCGGAAUUCCGUCCCAAAAUCAAAUCCACCAAUCCAGGCAUUUCCAUUGGAGACGUGGCAAAGAAAUUGGGCGAAAUGUGGAACAACCUCAGUGACAGUGAGAAGCAGCCUUACAACAACAAAGCUGCUAAGCUGAAGGAGAAAUACGAGAAGGACGUUGCAGAUUACAAGUCUAAAGGCAAGUUUGAUGGUGCGAAAAGCGCAGCCGCUAAAGCAGCCGCCACAGCUCGGAAAAAAGUAGAGGAGGAGGAAGACGACGAGGAAGAGGAGGACGAGGAGGAGGAGGAGGAGGAAGAUGAUGAAUGAGAAACUGUGUAUAAUUCUUGUUUCCAUGUGAAUACCAUAGAGUAGGGGAAACACCAUUCGGAAAAGAAAAAUCCGGCGCCUCUCGCUCGAGAUGGUGCCUUAUUUGCCCUUUAUUAGGAUUCAUGACACAAAUUUGGAUUUUGAUCACGACACUGUAGCCUCUUUGGAAGUAAACAAAUAAAAAGCGCGCUAGGAAAAUACAGAAAGAAAUCAGACAAAACCAUUGUAACUGGUUUACGUUCAGUAGCUGGGGGCGCCCCUCGGUGCCCUGAAACUGUAACAAAGCUGUACAUAUUUCCAAACAUUUUUAAAACAAAAAAAAGGGGAAAAAAAAGUGGAAACAAAGGCGCUCUAGUGUUCUCCUCGACUCUGUGCACUUUCCUGUCGGUGUAACAAAGCAUUUAAAAAUGUUUCAAGCAUCUUAUUUUUUAAUUUGUAAGGUGGUGUUUAACUAUAUGGUUAUUGGCUAGAAAAUCCUGGGUUAUAAACUGUACAUAUCUAUAGUUUGUAAAUUCUUGUAGUUCACGCUUUGCUGACCCCUGAGAAGGGAACGGCUUUAGGAAAAAGCCUCGUUUUCCCUCGGAAAGGGCUGCGUCUCAAAGCGUGCACUGCGAAAGUAGAUCUAAUUUACACUACAGUGGGCGUACAUUUAGCUUAAAGUUGUCUUUCUGUAUAUAGUGAAAUAGCAUUCUGCGGCCAUUCUUAGUUGUGAAAGAAGGGGGGGGGAUUCAGCUGGCAUGAGAAGGAAAAAAAUCGUAUGGAAUCCUUUUUUUUUUCCUUUAUUUUAGUUUAAAGUGGGGUCGUUUUUAAACCAAAGCGGUAAGUCUCCUUCAUUGUCAACUUAAAAGUGAGGAGAGGGCGCAGAACAGUUCAAAAACACCUCUGUACUUAAACGAAAAAAAAUUGCAAAAAACAUUAUGUUGGUUCUUUUGUAUGUUUAGAAUGCUGAAAUGUUUUUGAAGCAAAAAUAAACAGUAUUACAUUUUUAAAACUUCUUGACAAUAUUCUAAAGUUCCUGCUUUUAACCAGGUUUUAUCUUUAGCAGUAGCCGCAGCAAAAAAGAUAAAUGAAAUGAAAUGAAAUAAUGCCACCGUUCCACCUCCCGAGAAUGAUCACGAUGGGCAAAUUGAUCUGAGAAAGACGUCCACUUGGGUGGAUUUGCUGUUAAGAGAUACUAUGCAAAUUUGAAUCUUAUUACUUGAAAAUCAAAAGCUAAGUGAAUACUUAACGGUGUGAGAACCACCAUUUGCAAAGGUAGGUGACUUAAGGAAGGGAGAGCAGAGAUUUCUUUAUAGAUGUGUGGGGUACAUUCGUUGCCCAAAUGCUGUGCUUUGUAAAUAUUAAAAUGUGCCUUUUUUGUCUUGUGUUUAAACUG